Molecule: messenger RNA, 5755 nt
Organism: Scatophagus argus
Lineage: Eukaryota; Metazoa; Chordata; Actinopteri; Scatophagidae
Gene: snx33
Product: sorting nexin 33
Exons: 2
Coding region: 951-2636 (561 amino acids)
Biological process (GO): protein transport; cleavage furrow formation; plasma membrane tubulation
Cellular component (GO): plasma membrane; cytoplasmic vesicle
Molecular function (GO): phosphatidylinositol binding; protein binding
Source: RefSeq, a predicted model, not a curated record
GAACAUAAAGGAUCUAAUGGAAAAAAAAAGAAAAGAGGCGAACUUGCCUUCAAUUGUCCGAGCCUCACGUCAUGGAAAGAGUUACUUUGUUGCAGCGCGCACAGGAAUAAACCCAAAGAAAUAACACCGAGUGGCUGUGUGUGUUGAUAUCCCGUUGAAGGAGACUGUUUGGAUGCUGCUUCUGCUUUUCUUGUUACGUGGAAAGGCUCGACUGAAGAUGCUCAGGAACCUGUUUACAAGGACAACGCAGCAAGUUUCAGUCUGAGGGAAUGCGGACUCGGCUCAAACUGCACAGGGAUACCAUUACUCAUCUCUCUGUUUUUCUUCACGUCACGCCAGUUUGUCUGGGAAGUAUUUUCACCGAGUAUAAUUUUGUGAGAUAAUGAGAAUCAAGUGUCCGAUACGUGAACAAGGCGAUGGUCGAAGUCCCGUUUGUGAGGAUUAAAACCGCAGUCGGCGCUUUUGGAGGAGAUCUUUGGUGAAACCAGAUUUGUUAUUUGAACCUGUUGUGUUUGUGAUGGAAGGAGGAAGGAGGUAGAGAGUGUGUUAUGCGGGAGUUAAUGUGUUAUAGAGCCUCUUAUGACCUAAAGUUAUUGUUAGACUUCAAGACAGAAUAGACAAUAAGACAAUAGAGUGAUAGUUUCAAUGGGCUGAGGAUGCUGGUGGGCUCAGCAGGCAUAUUUUAGACGUUUUGGGGCAGAGGGAAGUAAUAGUUAAAGGCAGCUGUUGGCUGCUCCUUUGUUUACCAAGUGUCAUAUCAUUAAAUUUACACGCUGUGCUGUUGCACACCUGAUCCCACAGCUGCCAUGUCAUUUGAGAUGAGUUUAAAUAUUACAGUGAGCUAGUAUCAGAUGUUUCAGCACAGCAUGCACCAAGACAGUAGCAUCAACAUAAUCUAGGCACUAUGUGCAUGUAGAAUCUGUUGCUUUAGGACCCACUGGAGUAUCAAGAUGUCAGUGAAAGCCAAAGCACUCUACACUUUUCUAAGCGAAAACAAAGAAGAGAUCAGCAUCCAGGAGAAUGAGGAAGUGAUUAUCUUUGAUGAAAACUCAGUGGAUGGCUGGUUUCAGGGGGAGAACAGCCGAGGGGAGAGGGGUCUCUUCCCUGCGUCCUAUGUGGAAAUUAUUCGUACUCGCUCAAACUCCAACGUGACUGACUGCUCCAUAAGCCCUGCAGGAUCUUUAGGAAACGACUCCUCCUAUUUCCCCUCGACCCCAAACACCACUCUGCAUUCGCAGCAGAGUUACUAUGACGAUGACGACGACGACUGGGAUGACUGGGACGACAGAUCGACAGUGGUGGACGAUGCUGACCACACGAGGAGCCCUGGGGCCAAUGGACAUGCUCAUCAGAGCCCACUGUCCAACAACCCCAAUGUGCACUACCGGCCCAAGCCCCACAUGGAGAGACAGGACAGCAUCUCCAGCUCCAGGAAAGGCAGUAUGGUGGGCAGGAACUUGAACAGAUUUUCCAGCUUUGUCCGCUCAGGGGUUGAAGCGUUUGUGCUGGGUGAUGUACCAAUGAUGGCAAAGAUAGCCGAGUCUUACACCAUCGAGAUGGGUCCCUUGGGGCCUCGAUGGAAGGAGAGCCCACAGCCUUUCACCUGCUCCAUUGAAGACCCCACAAAACAGACAAAGUUCAAGGGCAUCAAGACGUACAUUUCGUACCGGGUCACGCCGAGCCACACUGGGCAUCCUGUCUACAGACGCUACAAACACUUUGACUGGCUGUACAACCGCUUACUGCACAAGUUCACUGUGAUCUCCGUGCCUCACCUGCCUGAGAAGCAGGCCACGGGGCGAUUUGAGGAAGACUUCAUUGAGAAGCGCAAGAGGCGACUAAUACUGUGGAUGAACCACAUGACCAGUCACCCCGUCCUCUCCCAGUAUGAAGGCUUCGAGCACUUUCUGAUGUGUGCUGAUGACAAGCAGUGGAAACUGGGCAAGAGGCGGGCGGAGAAGGACGAGAUGGUGGGUGCCCAUUUCAUGCUGACCCUCCAGAUCCCUAACGAGCACCAGGACCUUCAGGAUGUUGAGGAGCGCAUUGACUCCUUCAAGGCUUUUGCUAAGAAAAUGGAUGACAGUGUGAUGCAGCUCACACAUGUCGCCUCGGAGCUGGUGCGUAAGCACCUGGGUGGGUUCAGGAAGGAGUUCCAGCGGCUGGGAAACUCCUUCCAGUCCAUUAGUCAGGCAUUCAUGCUGGACCCUCCCCACAGCUCAGAGACCUUAAACAACGCCAUCUCCCAUACAGGCCGCACCUAUGAGAACAUUGGAGAGAUGUUUGCAGAGCAACCUAAGUAUGACCUCUUCCAUAUGCUGGACAAGCUGUCACUCUACCAGGGCCUGCUCGCCAACUUCCCCGACAUUAUUCAUCUACAGAAAGGUGCCUUUGCCAAAGUGAAGGAGAGCCAGCGGAUGAGUGACGAAGGGAAGAUGAACCAGGAUGAGGCGGAUGGCAUUAGGAAACGCUGCCGGACGGUUGGGUUUGCCCUCCAGGCAGAAAUGAGCCACUUCCAUCAGCAGCGAGAGGUGGACUUCAAAGACAUGAUGCAGGCCUACCUCAGGGAGCAGAUAGCCUUUUACCAACGUGUUGUCCAGCAACUGGAGCGCACCCUGCGCAUGUAUGAAUGUCUGUAACAACAUAGAACUGCUGCCCAGUUCAAGAUGCCAAACACACAGGAGAGAACGAAAAGGAGAUCCAAGUCUCGACUCUUUCAUUAAGGCGUUUCGUGACGGUCAUGUUUGGUUUGCGGAUAUGUGAAAUAGAAGUUACUGGAAAGACAGUUGGUCUUUAAUACGAUGGAUUCAAAGUCACAUUUUUUUGUUUUUUUUCUUUCAAAACCUACUGUACCUUUUAUUUCUGAAAUACACAUCACAUAGGCAAUGCCGCAACAUAUUGUUUAUUUUACAUAAUUUAAGGUGUUUGUAGCAUUAAAAUAAGAAUAUAGGUUUCAAAUUCAUAGUGGAUCUAUAGUUGAAGGUUGUAUCGUGUAACACACCAUGAAACGGGUUCUGUUUUGAUGUUGUCCCCUUCUCUCCGUCAUCAUGCACUUUGCCUUCUCCCAGGACUGAUUCGAGUGGCUUCAAACACGAACAUUUUAAGUUGCAACCACAUCCACCCAGACUGCCAUGACGUCGCUUUCCACCCGAGGAACAUGGCAAUCUAAUGGCAUGUUGUCACACUACGUUUCCCAUCAGAUUAGCAAGUCUGUCUCAAUCCCAAGCUCAGCUCAAAACUGGGAAGCAGACUGAUCUGAGGCAGACAUCAGAUAAACAUUCCAGAUGUCUUUUUUUUAAAUGCAGCAUUUUAGGACAUUAGUGAAGUCCCUGAUUUUUCCAUGACAGAAUUGUAUUUCCGGCCAAACAAGUGCACUGAAAGUGAAAGUUCACCAUCAUCUCGCUCAGGAGUUGACUGCUUCGAAAUUCUUGUCAGUUUCUCUGGUGUCUUGACACAAAUCACAAAUCUUCACUUUGCACCAUUUGGAAGACUUACUGAUACCAGCAAUUCAGUUUAGUAAUAUAAUGUUCCUACUUUAUUCAUGCAGCAAGUGCCUUUAAGGAUCUGAGGCAUUCUGAUGGAAUGAAAAUGUUUUUACACGGACCAUUCGACUGUAGCAUGGGUUUUUAUAGAGGAUAUUUUCUGGAAAGAAUUGUGUUUAGAAACCAAGUUUGCACAUGUUUUAAUGUACUAUUGGGUCAUCGUGUGUAGGGGCGUGUUUGUGUGUGGGUGAGUGAGUCAAACUACUGUGCUGAUCAACUGCCUCUCCCACGGUGGAGAACAAAAAUGAUGUCUUUGUAUGUAGCAGCAGGUUUAUCAAGUAUGAAAGAGUAGUCAUAAAGUUGUAGAGGAUUAGCUGGUGGUGUGAGGCAGAACAUCAAACUGGCAUUUAAAUGUUGGUGUUAGCUUGUUUUAUUGACAGUAAGACCAAAAAAAGUAAGAUUUGAAGUAUCAUAUCAAGUAUUUUAAAACAACACUGAAUGCACAAAACCACAUUAUAUCACUCAGAUUAUCUCUAUUCUGUGCCCAUGGUGAAUUAAAGAAGUAGUUUGACAUUUUGUCAUAUGUGCUUAAUUGCUUUCUUCUUAUGAGUUAGAUGAGAAGCUCAUUUCCACCGUCAUGUCUGUCUGUCAGUUAUGAAGACACAUCAUAAAGGGCUCUGUCCAAAGGUUAAAAAAAGAUCAUAAAAAAACCCCAAAAAACAUCAAUUUGUGUUUUUAUGCAGGUUAUAACACUGCAUCCUUUAAUGAGUUGUUCCAGCACAUAACCUGUAAAACCUCAACUUGUCAUUCUCACAGUUGGAUUUUGUAAUAAACAAACAAAGCAUAAUGUGUUACUUAGUGAGCUUUAGAGGUGCUGAUAGGCAGAUUUUGUCACAUUUGUACAGAGCCAGGUUAACUGUUUCCCUUUGUAAGCUAAGCUAAGCUAACCAGCUGCUGCCCCGAGUCUCAAACUGUUCCUGCAGACAGGACGGUGGUAUCAGUUUUCUGACUCACGGCAAGAAAGCCAAUAUGCACAUUUUCCAAAAUGUUAAACUAUUCCUUUAAUAAUGAUUAUAAAACACAUAUCUUACUGCUCUUAAUUCACUUUUUAUAUUUUCUUUUUCACGCGUAAUGAACUCAUUUUGUCGGUGAGCAUGAGCACAAAAUAACAGUCGUUGCAGUAAUGUAACACAUCCUGUGCAACAGGAGAAAAAUUGCAGUUUCACGAGCUUCUUCAGCGCCGUGUUGACCUUAGAGGUUUGUGUGGAGUCCACGCUGCAAUUAUGAGCUGAAGACAUGCAGGGCAUGUUUUAGUGAGCUUCACACACUUCCUCGCUUCUCCUCCAGCAGUUCAUUUGUCAGUUGGGAUUCUUCUUCUUACAUUGAUGGAGGAGGGUUUGAUGUGUAAGCAGCGUGUUCGUGUUCGUGUGGAUGAAAAGUGAAAGGAAAAAUGUUUUUGAGUUGUCUCUGCCUGGUGUUUGUGACAUUCAGAGCCUUAUUAUGGUUCUCCGAUAACAAACAAGUGCUGAUUCAGAGUGCAGGUUUCUCAGUAAACAAAAGGUCCCUGUGUGUGUGUGUGUGUGUGUGUGUGUGCGUGUGUGUGUACAUGACUCAGAUAUGAGUGUUGUCUCAGUUACUGGUACUGUUCAGCCCACAUCUGCGGCCUUUAACUCUUUGCUGUUUGCAUUCAGUGGUGUUUAUGUUUUUUUUUAAUCUUUUGAUCAAACUUUUGCUUUUCGUACUUACAUUUUUUUCCAUCUCUGUCAAUAUUUGCACUCGUUGCAGUUUCUCCAAGACCAAAGAAGUCAGACGUUCUCUACUGGGCUUCCUUUGUUGCUCUGUUUGGUUGUAGUCAAAUGUGCUCUCUGGUUUUGUAAUCGAAUCUGUUCUUCUCGCAGGAAAAUGUGAAGAGACCUUUUGGAAAAAGUAAAGAAACAUUCCACAGAGAAAUUAUAAAAGGACACCAAGGGCAAAGACAGACUUUGGGCAAGAGAAAGACAGACGCAAAAAUGAAAAACUGUUCAAAGAAGUUGCUUGCAGUCCCAAUCAGGUUUGGUAAUUACGCUUUCCUCUCAUGUUCCAAAGCUGCAUGAUGAGUUAAAAUGCCAGAAAUUUCACACCAGUGACUGUCUCUUAACAUGGACGUGUGAGUUGCAGGAACAUGCUUUAGUUUCAGUCUCUGAAACAAAAGAUGGUGAUUUUCAGUCACUUAUUUGUCACUUGAUUUAAGGGAAGGGGACCUAAAAAUCUUAAUAAAAGCAAUGAUGGUGAUUGUC